ACUUUCGACAUCAAAUAUAAACAACAUCACCGCGAUGGCGAGCAAUAAAACGAAGAAAAAGCAUGAAGUUAUUCGUUCCACGCUCGGAAAUUACCUGAAACAACGAAAUUACUCGCUCGCCCGUUUCCACAGCGCCAACGUUGAACGCCGCACACAAAGUGACUUUUUGCUCGAAACCACGACGCGGGACCAAAUAAUCAUGAAUGAAACAAUCAAAAAUGAGAUUUCGCGUGCCAAUUCUUUUUUAUACUCGAACGUUUUCUGCCUGAACAACAAUCCGGCGCAAGUUGACAAGGAAUUUCGGAAGUUGCAGAGUUUCAUAAUGGCACAAAAGACGUCGUUGCGGCGGGAAUUGCUCGGGUUGUUGCCGCCGUUGUUGUGUCAUUUGUACAUCGAGAUGCUCAAGGGACGCGAUUGGAAGCCGGCAAUUGAGUUUUUGAAAAAAUACGCGAAUAUUUUGGGGACCCUCGAGCCAUCAGCUGCCACGCAAUUUACCAAGGUCAAUGGCACGAUGGAGGAAACGGCAGCGAAUGUGGUGCCUCUUGCGUAUUCCGUGGACCAGGAAAAUCCGGAUUUGGCGGCGUUUCGACAACUGGUUACCACUUUGAGCAGUAUUACGUGCAUCCAGGAUAUCGAGAAUGACAUUCAGGCGGCGCACUUUCGUUCCUGCAAAUACCAAAUUCGGAUGAGUGACCGAACGUUGCUCGCUCUGAGGCGUUAUUUGUCGAAAGAUGCGCACGUUUUGAUUCUGCAAAUCCUCCAAAUUUGGAUCGACAUCGAUACGAGUGACGAUAAAUCGUCGGAGGCGGAAGAUGAGCCCGCUCCCGAUGACUCUGGCAGCAUUUUGCAUCACAACAGUCUCAAUGGCUUCAGUAGCUCCGCCCUCGAUGACCUUCACGAAACGGACAUUAGCAAAUUUACGAAUCUCCUGGCAUCGCCAAAGCCUGCCACGAAACGCGACGAACCCAAAGACCCAACCGAAACAGAAUACUCACAAAAACCGAUGGAUGUCGAUCAAGCCAGUUCCUCGGCGGGGGCGGGGGCGGCGACGUUGCUCGGUGACGAAACGAAAGCCCUUGCUGCGACCCGUCUCCAAAAUCUCGCCGGAAUUACGGAAAAAGUUGCGGCCCAUCAACUACCGAUGCAGGUUUUUGCCGUGCAAAACGCCAAUGAAGUGCUUUGCACGGGAAAUUUGGAUGCCAUGAAUUGUCAUUUUGCCUGCGGGCUCGAGGAUGCCGGCGUGAUGCUUUGGUCCAGUGAUGGGAGUGAACAAGCGGGGCGGAAACCUUAUGGGAAAUCGACGACGAGGCAGUGCGGAUGGCAUGUGACGAGUGUGCAGGAUCCGGAAGACGAAAUGUCGAGUGAUGAUGAGGAGGAAAUUCAGAGUGCGAAACAGAAGAAAAUUCGGGAGACGCGGUACGAGAGGGAAAGGGAACGAUUUUGGGGGAAGCGGAGUAGGCAGAAUGUGUUUGACGAUUACGGUGCAUUUACCUUCCGAGGCCACAGCAGCGGCAUAACUGAUCUCCUAUUCUCACAAUUUAGCGAAUUACUGAUAACGACGUCACGUGACCUGACAAUGCGUGCCUGGCGCGCCACAGAUUACAGUUGCGGAGCCGUGUAUCGCGGGCACAAUUACCCGAUUUGGUGCGUGGCGGAAAGUGCGACCGAUUUGUACCUUGCAACGGGCUCUCGUGACAGCACGGCACGACUUUGGUCAACCACGAGGGAAUUUCCGUUGCAAAUUUACGCCGGGCACACACAAGAUGUCACCGCAAUCGCAUUCCAUCCAAAUGGCAAAUACCUCGCGACGGGUUCCGUUGACCAAACGAUCCGGCUGUGGUGCAUCACGAGCGGCAAAUUGCUCCGAGUACUCACAGACUGCCGAUUGCCGGUGCACAAAAUCGCUUUUAGUCCGAAUGGCAAGUGGCUAGCUGCCGCGGGCGAAGAAUCGCGAGUGAGGAUUUUCGAUUUGGCGACAAGUUCGCAACUUUACGAGCUGAAAGACCAUCCGAGUGCCGUGAGUGACGUCGUUUGGCAUGCGGAUAAUCAGAAAUUGGCAACGGCGACAACGAGUGGCGUCAUUCGGCUGUAUAACGUGGGGGAUUUCGAGAGUGGGGCAACGUCGAGCGACACAAAGACCGGGGGAGGAGCAACUUUGUUGAAUCAGUAUGGCACGCAGUGCAAACGAGUCGUUAGGAUAAAAUUUAAUGGGGAUGGCAGUUUAACGUGUAUCGGGAGUGUGUAGAUCGUGCGCCGCCGAUCGCUUUGUUGAAUUUUUAAUGUUUAAUAAA
Molecule: messenger RNA, 2291 nt
Organism: Culicoides brevitarsis
Lineage: Eukaryota; Metazoa; Arthropoda; Insecta; Diptera; Ceratopogonidae
Gene: wda
Product: transcription initiation factor TFIID subunit 5
Exons: 4
Coding region: 35-2245 (736 amino acids)
Molecular function (GO): RNA polymerase II general transcription initiation factor activity; protein binding
Source: RefSeq, a predicted model, not a curated record